Messenger RNA from Medioppia subpectinata, 533 nucleotides. The record is from the annotation of a GenBank genome assembly. Lineage: Eukaryota; Metazoa; Arthropoda; Arachnida; Sarcoptiformes; Oppiidae.
UGUUAUUUUUUGUUGUUGAAAAAGUUAGUCUCGAUGUUGUAAUUAAUAUAAUUUAAAAGCUAAUGAAACCAUAAAUCAAAAACUAAUUUCUUGAAUGAAUCCAAAGACAAAUUAAAACAUAUAAAAGUGAUGUGAAUUACUUGUAUGAAUUAAUGUCAAUUGAUUGAAUCGAUUGUGAAUCAGGUGAAGAAUUUCUAGAGGAGCCGCUAUACAGUGGGCAUCAAACCCACUCUUCUCAUGUCUAUCUUCCUUUGUUUGAGGCUCAGAAAUUACAGACCACUAUGGACGACAAUAUGUUAGGCGACCAGUCCUACAGAUACCUGACCGCCGAUGAGAUGAAAUCUUUAGGCGACGACUCAUUGCCUUUUGAUGUGACGAAAGACGAGCGAAUGGAGAGCAGAGAUCAACUCGCGCCCAUAACUGUGGACGAAGAGCUCUUCUCACCGCAUCACAUGCUAAUGACUGAGUCAUAUGUGAACGCUUUAGCGCCCGAUAACAUCGAUAUAUCCCGAGCGCCCAUCACUGCCGGGUAA